AGGGACUAAAAGACUGCUGCGUACACAUCAGUCUAACUUUCACUUUAGUUUCGCCUUCAGUCAGUAGAGAGUACAGCCGAACUGUGUGUUCUCUGCUAGUCUCUUUUCUCACUUUACGACAGAACAGGUCGGUCAGACAGGAGGACAGGAGAACAGGACGGUAGGAGGACACGAGGACAGCCAUGGCUGACAUCUACAAGAACUGCCCGAUAAAUGAUCCGGAGGACGGAGGUCUGAAGGAUGAAGGCAGUGAUAACUUCCAGGAAGCCAAGAAGGAGCUGGAGACAUGGAAGACUAAAGCAGAGAAAGCUGAUGAUGUGAAAGCCCGGCUGAUCUUGGAAAAACUGGAAGAAGAUGAAGCCAAGGCGAAGGCUCAGCAGGAGAUGAUGGCUUGUGUUAAAAAGCAGGAGGAGUGUCACAAGCAAUUCUCCCAAAGCAUGAAUGCAGUGCAGGAUGAAAUCCAGAAGCUUGGAAAAGGCAAACAGGAUUUGAUGGACGAACUGAAGCGCUGUCAAGCUGAACUGGAGGCAAAGAGGGCCGAGUGCACAAGAAUGCAGCAGAAAUUCAAGAUCUACGCCCAGAUUCCAGACACAGAGGUGGAGUUCAAGUCUCAGAGUAAAGAGGACAUGGAUGACGACAGUCAGCCAAUCAGAGGGAAGUUUGCCAUCAGCCAGAGACCCACUGUGCUCCUGCAGGGAGGACAGGCCCUCAUCACCUUCGAGGAAGAGAAAGUGGCCUAUCAGAUACUGAAGCUUGCCAAGUGCUCUGUAUCCUGUGACAACAUCAAUUUGGAUGUGAAACCAAGAAGAAUAACCAUGGAUCCUACUGUUAAGUUUGAGGUCCACCUCAAUGUUUCCAGAAAGGAGGUCAAGGUGUACAACAUCCCCCCUUCCAUGCCCGAGGAGAGAAUAAAGGACCGGCUGGAGAUGAGUUUCUCCAGACCCAGCAGAGGAGGAGGAGAGGUGGAGAGUGUGGAGUACGACAAGAACACUGGGACAGGACAGGUCACCUUCCUCCACCCUGGAGUUGCUGAGAGCCUGGCUCUGAGAGGCAGUUGCCGUGUGAAUCUGGACUCUGAAGUGAUCGUGCCGGUUGGAUCCAUUUACAAAUACCAGCUGCACCAGUUUCAGACCUUCUGCGGCUCUCCGAAGCGUACCAUCCUCCUGGAUGACAUCGAGGACAAGGAGGACGAGGAGGACCUGCAGGACCACCUGGAGAUCCACUUCCAGAAGCCCAGCAACUACGGCGGUGAGAUAGAGAGCAUCAAGUACAUCUCCGGUGGGAAGACUCUGCAGGCCUUCUUCUGUGACGACUCCCUUCAAACCUCCUAAAAGCUGCAACGUGAGCUCUGAUCGCCGAGUCUGCCUCCUAUGAUUGUUUGAAUUUUUAUAAUCAUAUCUGUAAUAUGAUAGUAUGUUAAUAUAUUAUGGGAAUUUCACUUAUUUGCUGUCUUGCUGAGAAUUACAUGAGAAGAUUUAGUGAUCAUCUCAUCUCUGUGGCCAUCAGCAAGGCACUCAACAAUGAUCCGUACGAGAGUCCCGACAUAUACUAUAGUGAACUGUAUAUGUGUAUGUCAACACCUGGAGAGGAUUCUCUGCCUCGUUGUAUGUAGAUGCCUGGUCCUAUGUUAACGCAGUGUUACACAGUCCCUUAGAAACUUGUUGAUUAUCCUCCAUUCAGUGCUCGGAAGUGCACAAACACACCGAAAGAUAAAUCAGUUGCCUCAGCGAUUGUCUGUAUUAUGAGCUGUUGUGUUUUGUCAUCUGAGAAGCCUUAAAAUUCAGCCUUAAAACUCUGUCUCUGACACUGGACUUCCUGUAUCCUGUUUUAAUGUCUCACCUCUACAAUUCUCUACAUGGUUUAAGCUUGUGCUGAGCUGUCAGCCUAUAUUUCUCUUCUAGUACAUUGGGCUCAUUAAAAGAUCGGAAUGUCGAAUCAA
Sebastes umbrosus (honeycomb rockfish) is the source of this 1939-nucleotide messenger RNA. It is a transcript of the gene nmi, whose product is annotated as N-myc (and STAT) interactor. Lineage: Eukaryota; Metazoa; Chordata; Actinopteri; Perciformes; Sebastidae. The transcript is spliced from 10 exons. Gene Ontology annotation, cellular component: cytoplasm. Bases 183 to 1331 code for a protein of 382 amino acids. The record is from RefSeq and is a predicted model, not a curated record.